AUGGCAAGAAGGAGAUUAAGAUUGGCAUAUAUUGUGAAUCAAUCAAAAAGAAAAGCCUCCUACCAGAAAAGAAAGAGAGGGUUGGUAAAAAAGCUUAAUGAGCUAACCGUUCUUUGUAGUGCGGAUGCUGCCAUGAUAAUGUAUAGCUCGUUUGAGCAGAGGCCAGUGAUAUGGCCUACUGUUGAAAGGGUUCAAGAGCUGAUUGCUAGGUUCAUGCAGUUGCCGGACGUGCAACAAACGCGACGAAUGAUGAGCCAGGAUAGCUUUGUUGCGCAAUGGCUUGAAAAGUUGGGCACUCAGCUUCUAAAAUUGAAGCAAGAUAACAGGGAGAAAGAGAUGAAUGCAGUGAUGCAUAAGAUUUUUCGCGGAGAACAGAUAGUUGAUUAUCUGAGUUCCGUAGAUUUAAACGACCUUGGUUGGGUUUUAAACACGAAUAUCGCUGAAAGUGAUUUGAGGUUGGUAAGAGUUUCCCCAACUCUGGCUCCUCCUUCAGUUGUUGCUCUAGCAGAUGUGUUUUCUGGGCAAAGCUAUCAAGACAUGGUGGGUAUGCAAAUUCCCAAUCUUAAUCCUGCGUGGAAUUGGACUUUCAGUAAUCAAAAUGACCCAACUCAGGGGGGACCAGGGCCCAGCACCUCCCAACAAAAUCCUUAA
Ipomoea nil (Japanese morning glory) is the source of this 651-nucleotide messenger RNA. RefSeq names its product agamous-like MADS-box protein AGL80. Gene Ontology annotation, molecular function: DNA-binding transcription factor activity, RNA polymerase II-specific; RNA polymerase II cis-regulatory region sequence-specific DNA binding; protein dimerization activity. Gene Ontology annotation, biological process: positive regulation of transcription by RNA polymerase II. The coding region runs from base 1 to 651 and encodes 216 amino acids. NCBI's taxonomy places the organism in Eukaryota, Viridiplantae, Streptophyta, Magnoliopsida, Solanales, Convolvulaceae. The transcript has a single exon. The record is from RefSeq and is a predicted model, not a curated record.